CUACCACCACCGCACCCAACCAACACACCCGCCAACUCUCGCGUCUCACAACCAUCACCACCUGCCUUGCCUUCUCCGCUGCCUAAACGUUUAGGUUGACAGCCCCGCCCGAUUCGCACUACGUUAUUAUUCUAUGUGAAGGAAGGCCAUUAGUAGGCGAACAGGUUUGUCUUCGAAGUUCGCUCUCGAUCCGGUCGGCCAAUCGGGAACUUCACUUUCCUGAUAAUCGCACCCAUCUACCGCACACUUAGAUUCACGUGUAGUCCGUGCUGGGCCUUUCUGUUACCGAUGUUCUUACACGCAGUACCCUGGAUGUUAGGCGCUAUAUACUCUUUAUGUAGCUCUUCGCGGUUCAUUCAUUCUGAUCCUCGCUAAGUCCUGAAGUACGUUAAGGCAUUUCCAAGAGACCGUAGCUAGGCGGAACAGCGUUAGGUGGAGACUCCUCUUGCAGGACAGCUGCCUCAUUUUCUGAAUUCGCAGCCACCUAAAGCUGUUGGCAUCAUUUGCCGACGAAUCCAACAGUACUUAACGGUGGUAGCAGGCGGUGGAAGCAGGCGGUGGAAGCAGGCGGUGGAAGCAGGCGGUGGAAGCAGGCGGUGGUAGCAGGCGGUGGUAGCAGGCGGUGGAAGCAGGCGGUGGAAGCAGGCGGUGGUAGCAGGCGGUGGUAGCAGGCGGUGGAAGCAGGCGGUGGUAGCAGGCGGUGGUAGCAGGCGGUGGUAGCAGGCGGUGGUAGCAGGCGGUGGUAGCAGGCGGUGGUAGCAGGCGGUGGUAGUCAGGGUUGGUCCUUCACCCGCAUCGCGCUUGGUCCACCAGCUCUGGGUUGGGUCCCUUGGCGCCUCGCCAUGGGGUGCGCGUGCUCCCAUCCCAGUGCGCUCGACGAGUCUCCGCCCCACAAGCCCGCCGCAGAGAAGCCCCCUCCUCCCCCGCAGCAGCAGAGACCGCCAGCCGCCACUCCGCCUCCCGCCGCCGUCCCCGUGGUCCCCGAGCCCCCUUCCACCAAAGAUCCCCCGCCUCCCGCCAAACCAGCGGCUGCGCCGGCCGUAACAGCAGCGGCGGCGGCGGCGGUAGCCGCAGCGCCAGCGGCGGCGAAGGGCAGCUCGCGGCAGAGCGGGCAAGGGGGGGCGGGGGAGGAGGGGGCGGAGCGAGAGCGACGGAGAGAGCGGGAGAAGGAGAAGGAGCGAGAGCGGCCGGCGGAUGCAGUAGUACCGGCUGCGGCGGCGUCGGUGGCGCGGCAGGUGGCUCGGAGCCUGGAGGGCGAGCAGGUGGCGGCCGGGUGGCCGUCGUGGCUGGCGUCCGUCGCCAGCGAAGCCAUCAAGGGCUGGGUGCCGCGCCGAGCUGAUUCCUUCGAAAAACUCGAUAAGAUCGGGCAGGGCACGUACAGCAACGUGUACAAGGCGCGCGACCUGGAGAGCGGGCGGCUGGUGGCGCUGAAGAAGGUGCGCUUCGACAACCUGGAGCCCGAGAGCGUGCGGUUCAUGGCGCGCGAGAUCGAGGUGCUGCGGCGCCUCGACCACCCGAACGUGAUCAAGCUGGAGGGACUGGUGACGAGCCGCAUGAGCUGCAGCCUCUACCUCGUCUUCGAGUACAUGGAGCACGACCUUGCCGGCCUCGCCGCCUGCCCGGGCAUCUCCUUCACCGAGGCGCAGGUGAAGUGCUACAUGCAGCAGCUGCUGGCGGGGCUGGAGCACUGCCACACGCACGGCGUGCUGCACCGCGACAUCAAGGGCAGCAACCUGCUGCUCGACAACACGGGCAGCCUCAAGAUCGCCGACUUCGGGCUCGCCACCUUCUACCGCCCCGAGCAGAACGUGCCGCUGACGAGCCGCGUGGUGACGCUGUGGUACCGGCCGCCCGAGCUGCUGCUGGGCGCGACGACGUACGGCGUGGGCGUGGACCUGUGGAGCAGCGGCUGCAUCCUCGCCGAGCUGCUCGCCGGCAAACCCAUCAUGCCCGGCCGCACCGAGGUGGAGCAGCUGCACAAGAUAUUCAAGCUGUGCGGGUCGCCCAGCGAGGAGUACUGGCGGCGGUCCAAGCUGCCGCACGCGACCAUCUUCAAGCCCACGCAGCCGUACAAGCGGUCGCUGCGGGACCUCUUCAAGGACUUCCCCGCCACCGCGCUCAACCUGCUCGACGUCCUGCUCUCCAUCGAACCCGCCGAUCGCGGCUCCGCCACCUCGGCACUCGCGCACGAGUUCUUCACAACGAAGCCGUUCCCGUGCGACCCGGCCAGUCUACCUCAGUACCCGCCCAGCAAGGAGUACGACGCCAAGCUCCGCGACGAGGAGGCCCGCAGGCAGAGGGCGGCAGGGGCGCGGGCAGGCAAGGUGCUAGACAGCAGCGCCAGCACCAAGCAGCUGGCGCAGGGGCAGGGCGGGCCGGGCGGGCAGCGCAGCAGCACGUCACAGGCGGUGUCGCAGCAGCAGGCGCAGGCGCAGCAGGCGAGCCAGCAGCGGUCCAGCAGAGCGGUGCCGGCGCCCCAUGCCAAUGCGGAGCUGGUGGAGUCCAUCAACAUGCAGAAGCAGCAGCAGGGCAAGGCGGCGAUCGCCAAGAGCAAGAGUGAGAAGUUCAUCAGCCCGUCGGAGAUGGCGCUGGCAGCGGGCCUGCAGGGGCUGGGGCCGCAGCUGAUGGCGGCGGGCAAGGCCGUCGACACGCCCGACGGGCUCAAGGCGCUCAAGCCCGCCGACGCCGCCGACAAGCUCAGGGGCACCGCGGCGGGCGGCAAGAGCAUGUCCGCCACCACCUCGUGGGUGCAGGGGCCCUCCUACUCCAGCGCCGGGGGCGCUGCCGGGGGGGGCGGAGGGGCGGGGGUCAGUGGGCGCAACGUGAGUGGGGAGGUGGGGAUGGGGGAGAGCAAGGGGGGCGGGUUGGUGCGGACAGGUAGUGGUGGGAGGAGCAAAGGGGGGGCGGGGGGCAUGAACGCCAUGAGCCACGAGCUGUCUGCGGCGGCUGUGGCAGCUGCCGCUGGUGUGGCGGGUGUGGGUGGUGGUGCUGGGUCGGGCACAGGCGGGUCCAAGGACUUUUCCACCAGCUCGUCGCGUGACCUGACCGAAUCAAGAGACGCUGCUCUGAGGAAAGUGCGGGAGAGGGAGAGGGAGCGCGAGAGGGAGAAAGAGGAGAGGGAGAAGAGGGAGCGCGAGAGGGAACGGGAGCGGGAGAAGCGGGAGUCGCGGUCGUCGGAUUUGAGAUUGCACCCGAUGCACAACCAGAUGGUGCAGCAGCUGCACUCGCAGCAGCAGCAACAAGGAGGGCAACAGCAGCACCGGCCCAGCAGCGAGCAUGGCUCUCGUGGCGCUGCUCUCAACAGCAGCAGCACCAAGGGCCGCCUGCCCAAGACGCGGUCAGGGGAGUUGUCGCGACAGCCCGGUAAAUCCGAGGGUAAAUCACGCAACAACUCCAUCAACGACAAGCAGCGCCGUGAGAUUGAGGCUCUCUUUGCGUCGGCCUCCAUCUCAGGCGUUCUGCCAGGGGUUCUGGGGGGAGGGUCGGGGGAGGGGGAGCGGGGGCGGGAUAAGAGUAGGGAGCGGGAGCAGCGGCCAAGCAGCAGCGGGGGGCACGGGGGCGGCGGCAGCGGGCCGAUGCGGCUGUCGAAUCGCAAGGCGGGGGGCAUGUCGCAAGCGGAGAAGAGCAAGGUGGACCAGAAGACGUGGAUGCUCAUGGGCGCUGCAGGCGAGCUGCCCCCGGGUGUGGCGGCCGCGCUGGCGGCAACGCGGGGCGAGGGGCAGAGCCACAGCCUCAAUGCCGUCGCCAGCACCAGCAGCCUGGAGCGGGGGGGAGGGGGAGGUGGAGGGGGAUGGGCGGGGGGAGGGGGAGGAGGAGGGGCGACGACCGCACGGUGGUGCGCAGCAACAGCAGUGGGGGCGGGGGGCGGGGAGCGGUGGAGGUGAGUCCGCGGGGGCGGCCCGUGUCCACCUUUGCCGUGGAGUUCAGCCCCCGGCGGGGCAGCCCCAGGCGUGCCGGCAGCGGCGGUGGGGGCGGCGGUGGGGGCGGGGGCAUGCGGAGCGCAGCGGCGGAGGGCAGUCCACGGCGGCGAUGGUCGCCCAUGCGGGACGCAGCGUCUCCACGCGCGCGAGUCAAGCGCAGCGUGGGAGUGCGGGUGGGGGAGGGGGAGGGGUGGAGUCUCAGCAUGGGAGUGGAGAGCCGGGAGUUGUGCGCGCAGCCGUGGGCACAGCCGCGUCAUAGUGCCGCAUCCCGCAUCCCUGGCGGGUCACAGCAGUAGAUUAUUAGGCUCGAGAGUUCCCCUUCUCUCUCCCUGUCUCUCGCCCCUGGCACUUUCUCCCCACGGUGCACGCCUCGCCAACCCCCAUUGGUGGAACAUGUUGACGCGCUGUGAAGCAACACACUGCUGCCUCCCAGUGGACCCAUGCCCCGCACCACGCAGUUGCUCCGUGGGGGAGCUGUAGGCAGGCCAGAACGCCCCCCACGCAUGAUGAGGAUGCGGAUCACCUCACCACCACUUGUUCUAUACAAGCUAGGGGCGCCAGGUGGCAAUAUAGCUGCAAUUAGGGCUUACUCAUGAGUUGCCGCUUCAUUAUUAUUGGUAGGUUUGAGUACUGGGUUGCAAUUCUUUGUUCGUACCUUGUCGCUAACCAUUUUCCAUAUAAAAUAAGGGAUAGCAU
Molecule: messenger RNA, 4616 nt
Organism: Closterium sp. NIES-67
Lineage: Eukaryota; Viridiplantae; Streptophyta; Zygnematophyceae; Desmidiales; Closteriaceae
Source: the annotation of a GenBank genome assembly